GCGGCAGCGGGCGGGCCACACGGCGGCGGGCGACAUGGCCGUGUCCUGGAGGAGCUGGCUGGCCAACGAGGGGGUGAAGCACCUCUGCCUGCUCAUUUGGCUGUCCUUGAAUGUCCUGCUUUUCUGGAAAACCUUCCUGCUGUACAACCAAGGGCCAGAGUAUCACUACCUCCACCAGAUGCUGGGCCUAGGAUUGUGUCUAAGCAGAGCCUCUGCAUCUGUUCUCAACUUCAACUGCAGCCUUAUUCUUCUACCCAUGUGCCGGACACUCCUGGCUUUUCUGCGAGGUUCAAGUAAGAUCCCAAGCAGAAUGACCAGAAGAAUGCUGGAUAAGAGCAGGACUUUUCACAUCACCUGUGGGGUUACCAUCUGUAUUUUUUCAGGUGUACAUGUGGCUGCCCACCUGAUAAAUGCCCUCAACUUCUCAGUGAACUACAGUGAAGAUUUCCUUGAGCUGAAUGCAGCAAGAUAUCGACAUGAGGAUCCUAGAAAACUUCUCUUCACAACUGUUCCUGGCCUGACUGGAGUCUGCAUGGUCCUGGUGCUGUUUCUCAUGGUCACAGCUUCUACUUAUGCAAUAAGAGUUUCCAGCUAUGACAUCUUCUGGUAUACACACAACCUCUUCUUUAUCUUCUACAUGUUGCUGAUGUUGCAUGUGUCAGGAGGACUGUUGAAGUACCAGACUAAUUUAGAUACCCACCCUCCUGGCUGUAUGAAUCUCAACCGAACUCGAUACCAGGAAGUCUUACUGGGGAACCUCCCACAAUAUUUUCCUGACUCUUCACUGGGAGGGUUUUCCACACUGGAAGAGCCUAAUCGGAACACACUUGUGAAGAUUUGUGUGGAAGAGCCCAGGUUCCAAGCUAACUUUCCACAGACGUGGCUUUGGAUUUCUGGACCUUUGUGCCUCUACUGUGCUGAAAGACUUUAUAGGUGCCUCCGGAGCAAUAAGCCUGUCACCAUUGUCUCUGUUAUUAGUCAUCCCUCAGAUGUCAUGGAAAUUCGAAUGGUUAAAGAAAAUUUUAAAGCAAGACCUGGCCAGUACAUUAUUCUACAUUGUCCGAGUGUGUCUGCAUUAGAAAACCAUCCAUUUACACUAACAAUGGUUGGUGAAGAACAACAUGAGGAUUUUGAAGGAAAUUACAUUGAAUCUGUAGAUGGACUUCGACAGUAUUUCCAUUUUCAUGAUACUAAUUCUGCCUCUCCGUGA
Dipodomys ordii (Ord's kangaroo rat) is the source of this 1210-nucleotide messenger RNA. Its product is annotated as NADPH oxidase 4-like. The coding region runs from base 35 to 1210 and encodes 391 amino acids. Gene Ontology annotation, molecular function: superoxide-generating NAD(P)H oxidase activity. Lineage: Eukaryota; Metazoa; Chordata; Mammalia; Rodentia; Heteromyidae. Gene Ontology annotation, cellular component: plasma membrane; NADPH oxidase complex. Gene Ontology annotation, biological process: superoxide anion generation; defense response. The transcript has 12 exons. The record is from RefSeq and is a predicted model, not a curated record.